Messenger RNA from Phytophthora megakarya, 1416 nucleotides. NCBI's taxonomy places the organism in Eukaryota, Oomycota, Peronosporomycetes, Peronosporales, Peronosporaceae. The record is from the annotation of a GenBank genome assembly.
AUGAGCGCCGGUACGACCCCCCCCGCACUGGCGACGCUCUCACCGCCGGUGGAACGCCGUCUAUCCGGAAAGCGCCGCCGUCUCAACGGUGGCAUCACCGUCGAUGAAGCUCACGUCACCCACCCACAGGCGAUGCUCCUACCCACACCGGCAGAACCUCCCCAUUUGGCCGUGACGCGGACACCCGACGUGGCCCAGCCCCCGACUCCUUCUCUUCGCUCGACAACGCGAUGGGGCCCACGUCUCCCUGUUGCCGACACGACGAUUCCCAGGACCAGUGCACAAGCCGCCCUCCCGGCAGCGCACCGACCUCUGGCCUCCGUUGCAGCGAAUGUUGCUGCAUCACGGUGGGGGCCACGUCACGGCGCGAUCGGAUCGGCGGCUAUCGCUCACUUGGUUACGGGCCUCCCGACUGCUCCGGCACCAACGCAUCGCCCAGCCCCCGUCGAUACACACCAACUACCACCGGCGCCGGCAGUAGUGGACACUACCCCGGAGACCUCUGCAGACGACGAACCUUGGCUACUGCGCUUCGAUGGCGCAUGCCGUCACAACCCAGGCCCAGGUGGAGCGGGAGCAGCACUGUUCGCACCGAAUGGCAAGAUCGUCUGGACGGUAGCGCACUACAUGACUGGAAGGGAAACAAAUAACACUGCGGAAUACACUGCGAUGCUACUAGGUGCCCAGAGCGCGGUCCACCACGGAGCGAGAUGCCUGCGUAUCGAGGGCGACGGCCACCUGGCACUGUCGCAAGUUCGAGGUUCCUUCGCCUGUAAUAACAAGCGUCUCCGCGCACUCCGGAAUCGAGUACAGAGCGUCCUCCGAGAGCUCGACUGGCAUCGUCUGAUGCACAUCGACCGGAAGGCAAACCAGCACGCUGACCGUCUCGCCAACCGAGCUCUCAACCUCAGGCGCACGGUAACGGAAUGCGGACCACACGACGGCUCGCUUGAGCAGUGCUUCCGCCCGUCGACGCUACCCUCCCCAGACCUGACCGGACCGUCACCGAGCGACGCAACUGUACCCCCUGUGAAUCCUGCUGCCAUGCCGGAUGGAUACGCAGAGACCGAGAUGGAGGACGAAGCCGAGGUAGCAGCGCGAGACGGCGGGGAGAUUUUCCCUACGAUACCUAUUGGACCACACUCUGCCCCUGCCAAGCAACCUCGCCUUCGUCUCCGCCAACUUACGGAGGCUGAGUUCGACCUAGCCGCCUCUGCUGUGACCCGCGUCUCCACAGAGUUGGCGUCGAAGAUCGCGGACGUGGAUGACUGGGCUACCGGCGAGGGCUACAUAGCAGCAAUACCGACCAAGCUGCGAGAGGCGCUCCUACCGUUUGUGACCACAGCACGGGAACCAGACAGAACGCUGCCGGCGUCCGGCACGAACCUCGCAGGGACAGCUCGAACACCGGCUUGA